AUGAAGGAGACGUGCGGCAGUUCUGUGGUGGAGAACCAGCCACAAAGGCACUACGGAAUCUCCUCUCCAAUUAGCCUGGCACCUCCAAGGGAAAUAGAUUACAUCUAUACACAGAAGUUGAUUGAGGCCAUGGAGCCGUUUGGUGUAUUUGAAGAUGAGGAAGCGCUAAAUCGAAGGUUAGUUGUUCUCAGGAAACUGAGUAACUUGGCCAAAGAGUGGAUUGUGGAAGUUGCCGAAAAGAAGAACCUCCUGUCUUCAGUCACGUCAAGUUCUGGGGGUAAAAUAUUUACAUUUGGUUCCUAUCGGCUUGGCGUCCACACCAAAGGUGCUGAUAUAGAUGCUCUCUGUGUUGCCCCCAGACAUGUGGAAAGGUCAGACUUCUUCCUGUCAUUCUUUGACAAGCUAAAGCGGCAAGAUGGUAUCAGAAACUUGAGAGCAGUAGAAGAUACAUAUGUACCAGUAAUCAAGUUUGAAUUUGAUGAUAUUGAGAUCGACCUUGUGUUCGCAAGGCUUGCACUGCAGUCCAUUUCUGACAACCUGGACCUUCGAGAUGACUCGCGUUUGAGGAGCCUCGACAUAAGAUGUAUACGGAGCUUAAAUGGCUGCAGAGUUACCGAUGAAAUACUUCAUUUAGUACCAAACAAGGAGAACUUCAGGCUGACGCUGAGAGCAAUUAAACUGUGGGCAAAACGGCGUGGGAUUUAUUCCAACGUGCUGGGAUUUCUUGGUGGCGUUUCUUGGGCUAUGUUGGUGGCAAGGGUAUGCCAACUAUAUCCAAAUGCUUUAGCAUCCACGCUAGUUCACAAGUUCUUCCUAAUUUUUUCCAAGUGGGAAUGGCCCAAUCCUGUUUUACUGAAACCGCCUGAAGAGAGUAACCUCAACUUGCCUAUCUGGGACCCCAGGGUAAAUCCAUCUGACAGGAAUCAUCUCAUGCCCAUAAUCACUCCAGCCUAUCCACAGCAAAACUCCACAUAUAAUGUGUCAACAUCAACCCGAGCAGUCAUGGUAGAAGAAUUCAAACAAGGUCUUACUGUUACAGAAGAGAUUCUCCAAGGAAAACUGGAGUGGUUGAAGCUGCUUGAACCACCAAACUUUUUCCAGAAGUACAAGCAUUACAUUGUGUUGACGGCCAGUUCUUCAACUGAAGAGCACCAUUUGGAAUGGGUUGGCCUGGUGGAAUCUAAAAUUCGUGUGCUUGUUGGGAACUUGGAGCGGAAUGAAUUUAUAACAAUUGCACAUGUAAAUCCACAGUCCUUCCCUGGGACCAGAGAACAAUACAAAGAGAGCAACUAUGUAUCCAUGUGGUUCCUUGGAGUAAUUUUUAAGAAAGUGGAGAAUUCAGAGAGCGUGAACAUCGACUUAACCUAUGAUAUCCAGUCAUUCACAGAUACAGUUUACAGGCAGGCAAACAACAUCAACAUGUUGAAAGAAGGUAUGAAAAUCGAAGCUACUCAUGUGAAGAAGAAACAGCUUCAUUAUUACUUGCCCACAGACAUCUUGCAAAGGAGGAAAAAGCAGAGCAUGCCAGAUAUCGGUCAGAACGCUUGUGGGCUUGUGUUGAAAAGGGCCUCUGUGGAUGAAGGCUGCCUGGACAGUUACAGGAACACAGAUGUUGGGACGCAAUACAGAGCUGCUCCAUUGUUCAACCGGGUUGCUGAACUCUGCAAUACUUCUGCUUUGAGAGAAACUGAAAGGAAUGCUGCUCUUCAAAGAACCACAGCCUUCACAAGUCGAGAGAAACCAUCAGAUGUCACUCGGCCUUUGCUGCCUGUACCAGGGCCGUCGAUUCCAUUGACUGGUUCUCGGUUGGAUUCCACAGUCGUGAUGGAAGUGGCUCCACAUCCGAGUGCCUGCAGCAUCUCCACAGUUGCAGGGCAAAAUAUUGUUCCUCCAGUAAUUACUUCUGCUCACAAGAGAAGCCACUCGCCUUGUUCAGAAGAAUGCUUUAAAAAGCUGAAAGACAGGGAAAAGUGUAGCCAUGAAGAUGGCAUUCCUGUUCCACCUUCUGACACAUUGAGGUCACGGCGACUUUCCAGUAAAGAGUUGCCAGAUUCAUCCUCUCCAAUUCCUGCAAAUAGUGUUCGUGUAAUUAAAAACUCCAUCAGACUGACUCUUAACCGGUAA
This is a messenger RNA of Euleptes europaea (tarantolino), 2124 nucleotides long. RefSeq names its product poly(A) polymerase gamma (gene PAPOLG). Gene Ontology annotation, molecular function: poly(A) RNA polymerase activity; RNA binding. The record is from RefSeq and is a predicted model, not a curated record. NCBI's taxonomy places the organism in Eukaryota, Metazoa, Chordata, Lepidosauria, Squamata, Sphaerodactylidae. Gene Ontology annotation, cellular component: nucleus. The transcript has 21 exons. The coding region runs from base 1 to 2124 and encodes 707 amino acids.